Molecule: messenger RNA, 2164 nt
Organism: Eurytemora carolleeae
Lineage: Eukaryota; Metazoa; Arthropoda; Copepoda; Calanoida; Temoridae
Gene: Ubc7
Product: ubiquitin-conjugating enzyme E2 G2
Exons: 6
Coding region: 588-1085 (165 amino acids)
Source: RefSeq, a predicted model, not a curated record
AAAUUGAUGGAGGGGAGGAGGGGUCCAAAAAUCGCUCUCUAGGAAAUUACCGUAUAUUUCAGGGUUAGGUUAGGUUAAUACACUAUGGGUCGCGCGCUGCUGUUAGGACAGGCUGGGGGCCGAGCGCCGCGGCUAGAACUGGCUCUUUUUCUGUUUUACUAUUCAUUGCGGCAUGCAAACGUAACUGCGUUUGGCGGCUAUCAUGUUCUUGCUCUGCUAACUGGGAAAAGCCACGAUAUUCAUUUUUAGAUGUUAAACUAACUUUAUGAUCAAGUACAACGAAUUAUUAUUCAUAUUCAUCCAUAUUUUUACUUAACUACAAAGCAUAAGAUAAUACAAAUAAAAAAUCACAAUUUGCUAUGUAGUUUGGACCCGCCUAACAAGAGUUUUUGCUAUGAUCAAAGUACAGCCAUAAAUUAGGAUGAUGUCUUGGGUCCGUCCAAGUUAACGAUUUUUGGACCCUCCUCCUCCCAUCAAUUUUGUACAUGACCAAUAAUUUUAAGUUAUUUUGUAUUUAUUUUAGGUUACUUGUACGGAUCCUUAUAAACUCAAAUUACAACAAUUUUAAUUUUAUUUUUCCAGUUUAAAUGGCAGGAUCUGCUCUUAGACGAUUGAUGGCCGAAUAUAAACAGAUCUCUCAAAACCCUCCAGACGGACUAGCAGCAGGACCAGUAACUGAAGAUAACUUUUUCUUAUGGGAAGCAGCAAUCACAGGACCGGAGGAUACACCAUUCCAGGAUGGUGUAUUUAUUGCUGAACUAGCAUUCCCCCAAGACUAUCCACUCAACCCACCUAAAAUGAAAUUUAAAUCAGAGAUAUUUCAUCCAAAUAUAUAUCCUGAUGGCCGUGUAUGUAUUUCUAUUCUACAUCCACCCGGAAACGAUCCUUUAGGUUAUGAAUCCAGCAAUGAACGAUGGUCUCCAGUUCAAAGUAUAGAAAAGAUCCUAUUGUCUGUGAUGUCUAUGAUAGCUGAACCCAACACUGAAUCUCCAGCUAAUGUUGACGCUGCAAAACUGUGGAGAGAUGACAAGGAAGAGUUCAGGAAGAGGGCCUAUCUCUCCGUCAGGAAGUCCUUGGACAUGUAAACUCCUCUCUCCAGUGUUUAUAAUUUAAAGAGACUGUUCACGUAGUUUUUAGUGUUCUUUCAAUUAUUAAUUGUUACGACAUUUAUGUCUAAGAAAAUUGAAACAAGUGGCAACUUUCUUUUUCGUGAUUUUUGGAUUUCUAUAGGAAAGCCGAAACUAGAUUAUGGCCGAAAUUUAAUCGCAAUUAGAACAGAUAAUGGUUUAAAGGAUACUUUCUGAAAUUGUCAUAGAACCCAAAAUUUCGUGGACUUUCCCUUUAGACAUAACAAUAAACUAGGUUAUUUAAGUUCUCUAAACCGUAUAUCUUGCAUAUCUUCUAUUCUAUACUUUUACUGUUACCUCAAAACAUUUAUGAAUAUGAUUUGACGACAGAAUGUCAUAAACCUGUUAAAAUAAAAUUUCAUUCUUUAGAUCCUGUUAUCUUAAUUAUUAAGCAAGACGUUUUUUCAAUUAUGUAAUUUGUAAAUGCAUACCAUAUUUUUUUGUCAUGUAUAUAUUCGAAGCUUAAGUUAAAAUAAUUCUAUAUUUGUAUAUGAAAUAUGGCUUGUAACGAUUAUUGUCCUUCAACGGUUAUUUGUUAGAGGACGUGUGUACGUAAUUUCGAGUGUCCCUUUAAUUAAGGAGUUGUCCGAUUCACAAGGGUACCCUUCAAAUUUUUAUUUAAGUAGCAAUGAGCAGAAUAUCGUAUUUAUUUAUCAUACAAAAUAUAAAAUUGUAUGAUAUAUGAUUUGAUAAAAUUGUAUGAUAUAUGAUUUGAUAAAAUUGUAUGAUAUAUGAUUUGAUAAAAUUUCCUUCUUUGUGUCUUUGCAUAUAAAUCCGCUCGGCACAAUUGGAAACUAUCAAUUUUCAGAAAGCAAAACUAGAACAUCUUCAUCAUUUAUGCUCAGACGAAGAAUUAAGGGUAAAGUAGUAAACUCACAGGACGCUUUCUGAAGAGAAGGUCAUUUGAAAUUGCUUCGAUAGUUUCUUAAAUAGUGGACUGGUUCUUAUGUUUAAUAUUAUUAUAUGAAAAAUGCCUAAUAUUCUUUGUUGAAUAUAUUAAAUAUUUAGUUGUUCUAUAUUUUUGUAUGUUUUCUAGA